AUGAACAUAAUUGCGAUAAUUUCGCUGAUGCUUUCGGCUUUAUUCAUUUCGGUUUUUGGCGUGGCUCAUAUGCGGAACAAUAAACAGAUGUGCAGUGUGUACACAAACGGGCCCGAGACGCGCAUAAACCCAAAGGCGCCACCAAAUGGGAGUCUGUGCAUAGCCAAAAACAUUAAUGCUCCGCAUCCAAAGGUGCUUGCGCUAAUAAACAAAAAAGACAAGAUGGAAAAAGUCCAGAAAAAGAGAAGCAUAGCAAUUAAAUAUUCGAUAAAGGACGGAAAGGGCAUGCGAAACAUGUUGUCUCCGGAAGAAAGCGACUUUAACUGUUUUUUUGACAGCCACCUCCCACCCAACAUACUAAGCAAGGAGCGGUCUAAGUUUGGGUGCAGCAUACCCGAAAAGGCAUAUUCAACUCUUACAAGGCCAAUUCUCCCUGAGCCGUACUCGUCUUCGGAGGGCAUCAGGCUGCUUUACACGCCAAAAGAGUACCUUUAUUCGUCAGCAAUCCGGUCUUCUGACGCGUGGAAGGACAUUAGCAAUAUGUACGCAACCAUGGCAGCAGCGAUAGACAGGCUCUGCGUGCUGAAGAAAAACAACAAAAAGUUCCCAGGCUAUGAAAUGAUUAAAUGCUUCGCUGUGGGCGCGAUGGUGUACGACGCAGUUAGGCUUGACUUAAUCAACAGAAUCGAACUUUCGGUUUCAAGGCACACGAGGCUCCUGAAGAUACUGAAAAAACAGAAAAACGCCCUCAUUGACGAGCAAAUGAUAUCAGUUCACGCUAGGGCCGAGGCACACUCAAUACAAAAUUCGUUCCGGUUUUUUGACCGGUUGCACAACCUCUUUAUAAACGUUCCCAAAGCCAUGAACAGCGCAAGUUCGGAAGGAAAAAAGCGCAUUGUUAUGAAAAACAUAGCCAAAGAAGAUAUUCUUAAAAUCUCCGAAACCUUCCACAAUUGCACAGCCCCAGGCCGGUGCGCAUCAGACCGCGCGGCUAACAAGAUGUUCUUUUUUCCCGAUUCUGUGGCCCACCCAAGCUUAGAGGGCUAUAAACAGCGUGAAAUGGAAGAGGUUCUAUACCACCCGCUUGCAGUCCUGUCUUACAGCAUUGAUAUAAUGAAACAGAUAAGGAAAAGGCUGAUAGCAGUGCUAAAUAAAAAGCCCGUGCAGCUGGUGUUAACCGACAUCAAACAAAAUUUUGUAAACAUGCGCCCAAUUCUGGAGUUUUUAGAGAGUGCAAAGGCACUUUUGCAGGGAUAUAGCUAUGAGUGCAUAAAAUACUAUGAUGCAUAUAUGGACCUGAGGAUAAAGCUGAGCCAGGAGAGGCCAGACAUGUGCGAUAUGUAUACCAUGGAAGGCUUUCUCUACUGGAUGGAGGAGCGCAUGCGCAAGCACUUGCAAAUUCAAAAACAGAAGGCAUGCCUUUGCUUGAAAACGGCAUGCAAGAAGCAGUACAAUAUGAAAAAUAGAGCCUUCUCAAAAGACAUGUGUUAG
Molecule: messenger RNA, 1491 nt
Organism: Nematocida major
Lineage: Eukaryota; Fungi; Microsporidia
Exons: 1
Coding region: 1-1491 (496 amino acids)
Source: RefSeq, a predicted model, not a curated record